UUUAUUUCAGUAAUUUAGCUAACAGCAAACACCACCGCUCUCUGAGCUCUGGCGUUUUAGCAGCCAUACUAACAGAUAGGUAAACAGACAGAUAGGCGAUAAGAAAAAGAGAGAGAGAGGGAGCGAGGGCGGGAGAGAGAGAGAGAGAGAGAGAGAGAGACAGCCGGUGUGUCGCAGUGGAAGCGUCGACUCGUUCCUCUUCUGUCUCAGAAAACAUUCAUCAAGAGAUUGCACAUUUUCUCAUGCUGUUACAGUGGAGGACAUGGCUGUGUCAGUUAGCCAGGAGGAACUAAAACUGAGUCAUACUAAGAGCACAAGGGGUUGAGAGGUGUGUGUGCCUCAUACUCCUCUUCCCGUGAAUGCCUCUCACCAUGGCUAAGAGGGAGACGGGCAGCACCAGCCCUGUGGUGCGACAGAUAGACAAGCAGUUCCUGGUGUGCAGUAUUUGUCUGGAGCACUACCACAAUCCGAAGGUCCUGCCCUGUCUGCACACCUUCUGUGAGAGAUGUCUCCAGAACUACAUCCCACCACAGUCCCUUACACUGUCCUGCCCGGUGUGCAGGCAGACGUCCAUCCUGCCCGAGAAAGGUGUAGCAGCGCUGCAGAACAAUUUCUUCAUCACUAACCUGAUGGAGGUGCUACAGAGGGAGGCCGAGUGCUCGCAGCCUGAGGAGCGUAGCGUUCUGGAGUCAGCCAGUGCCGCCAACUUGGCUCAGUCUCUGUCCUGCCCCAACCACGAAGGCAAGGUGAUGGAGUUUUACUGCGAGUCGUGUGAGACAGCCAUGUGUCUCGAGUGCACAGAGGGAGAACACCGCGAGCAUGUGACCGUUCCUCUGCGGGAUGUGCUCGAGCAACACAAAGCAGCGCUCAAGAACCAGCUGGAUGCUAUUCGCAAUAGGCUUCCUCAGCUGACGGCAGCCAUCGACGUAGUGAACGAAAUCUCCAGGCAGCUGUGCGAGAGGAAAAGCGAGGCAAUAACUGAGAUCAGCAGCACGUUCGAGGAGCUGGAGAAAGCACUGCACCAACGCAAGAACGCCCUCAUCACUGACCUGGAAAACAUCUGUAGCACCAAGCAGAAGGUGCUCCAGGCCCAACUGGCUGCUCUUCUGCAGGGGAAGGAGAAUAUCGAGAGCAGCUGCGGCUUCACCGAGCAGGCUCUGAGCCACGGCAGCGCCACCGAGGUGCUGCUGGUGCAGAAGCAGUUAGGGGAGAGAGUGGCAGCGCUGGCGCGUCACUCUUUCCCCGAGCAGCCGCAUGAGAACGGGCACCUGGAGUGCCAGGUGGAGACCGAGGGCCUUCGUCGCUCCAUCCAGAACCUGGGGGUUCUGAUCACUACUAGUGCUGUGGGUCACACCAGCGUGGCUACAGGAGAGGGAUUACGGCACGCCGUAGUGGGCCAGAAUACCACCGUUACUGUUACAACCAAGGACAAGGCUGGAGAGUUGGUGAAGUCAGGCAGCGCAGCUCUCGUUGCACACAUCACCGGACCCGACGGCUCCGUCACUAACGGCGAUGUGACGGACAACAAGAACGGCACUUACGACGUGGGCUACACUUUAUCCAGUGAGGGUGAGUUCUCCUUCUCCCUGCUGCUGUACGGCCAGGCUGUGAGAGGAAGCCCCUUCCGUCUGCGCGCCGUCAAAGCCAGCGACGCACCGCACUCCCCCGAAGAUGUCAAAAGACGCGUCAAAUCCCCUGCGGGGGGAGGAGGAGGGGCUCACGUUCGCCAGAAAGCACUGCGGCGUCCUGCCAGCAUGUACAGCACCACCAAGAAGAAGGAGAACCCCAUCGAGGACGAGCUUAUCUUCAGAGUAGGCUCGAGAGGGCGUGAGCGAGGUGAGUUCUCCAACCUCCAGGGCAUCUCCACGUCCAUCAAUGGCCGUAUAGUGGUGGCUGACAGCAACAACCAGUGCAUACAGGUGUUCUCUAAUGAUGGUCAGUUCAAGCUACGCUUUGGGGUCAGAGGUCGUUCGCCAGGGCAGCUGCAACGUCCCACCGGUGUGACCGUCGACAUGAACGGGGACAUCAUCGUAGCAGACUAUGACAACAGAUGGAUCACGAUCUUCUCUUCGGAUGGAAAGUUUAAAAGUAAAAUUGGAGCUGGGAAGCUGAUGGGACCCAAAGGAGUAGCCGUGGACAAAAACGGUCAUAUCAUAGCUGCAGACAACAAAGCCUGCUGCGUCUUCAUCUUUCAGUCCAACGGCAAACUGGUGACCAAGUUUGGAGCCAAAGGGACGUUAGACAGGCAGUUUUCAGAUAAAAUUACUCCAACCACCCCAACAGAGCCAAAGCUCAGUAAAUCAGGCCCUGCCUUCAGUCCCCAUUUUGUAACCGUGAACAACAAGAACGAAAUAAUAGUGACAGACUUCCACAAUCACUCCGUUAAGGUUUAUAACGCAGACGGCGAGUUCCUGUUUAAGUUCGGCUCUCAUGGAGAAGGUAACGGCCAGUUUAACGCUCCCACAGGAGUGGCAGUGGAUGGCAACGGAAACAUCAUUGUUGCAGACUGGGGUAACAGCAGGAUCCAGGUGUUUGACAGCUCAGGCUCAUUCCUGUCGUACAUCAACACGUCAGCAGACCCUCUGUAUGGCCCCCAGGGUCUGGCUCUCACCUCUGAAGGACACGUGGCCGUGGCAGACUCGGGGAACCACUGCUUUAAAGUCUACCGUUAUCUGCAGUAAAAAAAAUCCCCUCAAGGGUCGUCCAGCAAAAGUAUUGUACACAUGUAACAUGUUACAUGUACACGUUUUGUUUUUUUAUGCACACCACAAAGGCCCCUGCCACUGACACGACCUUGAUUCGAAUCAAAUUGAAGUUCAAGCAAGGUCUGACAUUUUAUCCCUCCUCACUAUUGCACUGAUUCGAACUGAUUGUGAAUUCUGAAUUAAAUCCAGAAAAAACUAGACACCGUCACCAACAUACUGUACAAGAGUAAUAACAAUCGCAGCACUCCGAGCAGUGUUUGCGAAGGCAGCUACUCUUCAGCUUUUACACAUUAUCAACAUGUUGGUUUAUGACGCAAUUACGACCUUUUCAGAGGCAAGAAAUUCCUUUACUUAUCAACAAGCCGUCUGAAAAGCGUACUGUGAAAACAAGCCAUUUUCUAUCAGACUAACUCUCUUGUGCAUUGACUCGUCGCCAACGUCAAUGCGUUUGUGUCAUAUCGUGUGCAUUCGCUGCUUUUUGCAAAGUCACAGCGCUUCAAUACGAUAAAGCUUCAAAUGCUAGUGUUUCAUCCACUAAUGUACAGGUAGAGGACACGCAGCUUCUAGUUCUUAUAACGUUCACCUGCCUUAAAGUUCUCUUACCGUUCGUAUAUCUGACAUGGGUGUCGGCCACGUGACCCCAGCACAACAGACGUGACUCUAGACGUAGUGAAGGAUUUUUUUUAUUUUAUUUUAUUUAUUUUAUUUUGUAUACAGUGUUAUGAUUUUAUAGUUUUUUUUUUUUUGUUUGUUUGUUUUUUUGCAUUUCUGUAACGUUUAUCUGCAAAUGCCUUGACAUACAGUAGACGCUACUGCAUGAACCGCUUCAGGCUAGGAAGCAAACAUAUUGCCAAACACGAACGGUGCACAUCUUCGAGAAAAGAAAAAAAAACAAACAAACAAACAAACAAAAAAAAAAAAAAAAACAAGAAAAGAAUCAAAGCCAGUCUGUGUACAAGACUAGAGGUGUUCAUAGUUUUGCUUCUAAAGUUUAGUAGCAAAUUGUAAACCCACAGAAUUCAUCAUUCCCAUAUCGGAAGAUCUGCAUCAGUUUUAAACGUUUAAUUGAAUCCCUGCGGUUUUAGUACAAGCUGAAAAAGCAAAUCCAGAGAGAAUGCAUUUUCUUUGUCCAGGGCUUAUAGGAUUGAUUUUGUGCCAAAAGUAACAAAAUUCCAAAAAAAUGCAAAAUACUAUCAUCACAAUGAAAACAAAC
This is a messenger RNA of Tachysurus vachellii, 3918 nucleotides long. It is a transcript of the gene trim3a, whose product is annotated as tripartite motif containing 3a. Gene Ontology annotation, molecular function: zinc ion binding; protein binding; ubiquitin protein ligase activity. Gene Ontology annotation, biological process: proteasome-mediated ubiquitin-dependent protein catabolic process; negative regulation of translation; protein polyubiquitination. The coding region runs from base 360 to 2681 and encodes 773 amino acids. The record is from RefSeq and is a predicted model, not a curated record. Lineage: Eukaryota; Metazoa; Chordata; Actinopteri; Siluriformes; Bagridae. The transcript is spliced from 14 exons.